Molecule: messenger RNA, 864 nt
Organism: Carassius auratus (goldfish)
Lineage: Eukaryota; Metazoa; Chordata; Actinopteri; Cypriniformes; Cyprinidae
Product: FAS-associated factor 1-like
Exons: 5
Coding region: 131-655 (174 amino acids)
Biological process (GO): ERAD pathway
Cellular component (GO): nucleus; endoplasmic reticulum
Molecular function (GO): NF-kappaB binding; ubiquitin binding
Source: RefSeq, a predicted model, not a curated record
UAAUAAUUUUGAGCAUUUUAAGAUUGCGUAGUGAAAGUAUGAUAAAACUGCAAAAUCAGAUAAGUCUGCUACAAUCUGAUUGUUGUUUAUUUUUUGUAUAUGUGAUGAAGCCAACACAACAGUGGAUCCCAUGGUGACACUCACGGGAGCCAUGGAGAUCUUUUCAGCACAGCAGCAAGAAGACAUCAAAGAUGAGGAUGAACGUGAAGCCAGAGAAAUGGUCAAGAGAGAACAGGAUGAAGCUUAUCGUUUGUCUCUGGAAGCUGACCGUAAAAAGAGAGAAGCACAAGAGCGAGAAGAGGCAGAGCAAGUCCGUCAGGAGCGAAUCAGGAAAGAGCAGGAGGAGGAACGAGAGGCUAUCCGUCUCUCACUGGAGCAGACCCUGCCACCAGAGCCCGAAGAGGAAGGUGGAGAGCCAAUCAGCAAGCUGCGCAUCCGGACGCCAAGCGGAGAGUUCUUGGAAAGGCGUUUCCUGGGCAGCUGUAAACUCCAGGUCCUGUUCGACUUUGUUGCCUCCAAGGGUUACCCAUCCGACGAGUUUAAAUUGCUUACCACCUUUCCACGCAGAAAUAUAACGCAGUUAGACCCAGCAUGGAGUCUUGUGGAGGCUAAACUCUUCCCUCAGGAGACCCUGUUCCUGGAGGCCAAAGAGUAGGACUGAUACGAGAUGUCCUGAGGCGAACAAGAAGGAUAAAAGAACAUUUAGCAUGAUGUCCACAGCAAUCACAACACACACACACACACACACACACACAACCUUCACACAUUAUCACACAGUGCAUUGUAUAUGAAUGCUGAGUGUACAUUUUUUGCACACGGAGGCCUUUACAAGCACAUGAAUAAAUGAUCACUCUCCUCACAUAA